CGGAAGUGUCAUUGACAGUAUUGGGUGUUUUGUUCUCAUUCCUAAACCUCAUUAUAACGGCGUGAAUAACAUGGCCACCAUACCACCAACUGUGAAUGAUCAGCCGGUACUGCAUCCGCGUGAGUUUGAGGAGCUAGAUAGUCGAAGAAGGUUUCACGCUCAUCAUCCACCCAACUACACACCAAGGCAAACAUUCCAGGAUGACCCUAGAGUCAGACCACCUGGACCUAGGUGGCAAGGCCCUCCCGGUGACCCUGGGACUUGGUGGUCACGCCCCUCUGGUGACCCUGGAACCAGGCCCCGACCCGCCGGUGACCCCAGAGCCAGGUUACACCCCUCCGGCGACCCAAGGACCAGACCACGCCUAGCUGGUGACCCCACGGCCAGGUGGCCACUCAUUGACGACCCCACGACAAGACCUCAGGUGGACGACUGCGAGCGGAUGGGGACCCUGUUCGGGCAGCUGAACAAGUGCCUGCGCAGUGCGGGCUUCACCCAGAUGUACUUUGGGGAGAAGGUUGUGGAUCCUGUGAUCAUCAUCUUUUUCUGGGUCCUACUGUGGUUCCUGGGCAUCCAAGCUCUUGGGCUGGUGGGGACUCUGUGCAUUGUCAUCAUCUUCAUCCAGAAGUAACUGGAUCUCCAGCCUGUUUGAUUGGCAGUUGGGAGCUCCGGUGUCUACAAAUGAAAGGACUUGAACUCCCUCACUGUGUUCUGUUUGCAUUAAAAGGGCAAUCAGCAGUUACUACAUACAUUUCUGGACUUAAUGAUAUGUACCCAUUGAUUCUUGAAGAAUAUUACUUAUAAAUGCCUCAUGAGCUUAGUUCAACUGUUGUA
Coregonus clupeaformis (lake whitefish) is the source of this 834-nucleotide messenger RNA. RefSeq lists its product as uncharacterized. Gene Ontology annotation, cellular component: intracellular membrane-bounded organelle. The transcript is spliced from 2 exons. Lineage: Eukaryota; Metazoa; Chordata; Actinopteri; Salmoniformes; Salmonidae. The record is from RefSeq and is a predicted model, not a curated record. The coding region runs from base 71 to 631 and encodes 186 amino acids.